AGUCCGACGUUACCUCUGCAGAGGAAAACGCAAUGGACCCGUGAGCGCUUUGCAUUUGAAGCGUUUCAGCCCCUGGAAAGCAACACCCGUGGCCAAAAAAAAAAUCGCCUUGUGUGAGUUAUUCAAGGCGUAAUCGCGCAACGAUGUGGAUCCAGGUUCGUACUAUAGACGGGAAGGAGACGCGAACCGUGGAGGAUCUUUCGAGGCUGACCAAAAUCGAGGCUUUACGCUUGAAAAUCCAGGAGAUCUUCAAUGUAAGCCCUCAGCAGCAGCGCCUCUUUUACCGAGGGAAGCAGAUGGAAGAUGGACAGACACUGUUUGACUACAACGUGGGUCUCAACGACAUUGUUCAGCUGCUGAUUCGCUCUCAGGCCGACGCUCCGGACAGCCCCGCCGCCAAGGACUCCUCAGGUGUUGCCUGUACUUCGUCUUUUCCCUCUGACUCUAAGUGCGAAGGCUCCCCAGCGUCCGCUUCCCCUGCAGUCAUGGAAACCGCCGCCAUCACAAGCAACAACAAAAGCAGCGUCACUACCAGCACAGUCAACAACGCCACGGACACCAGUGCUACCAGUAUCUCGACCAGUACCAAAAAUGGGUUCACGUCCUCCAGUCCGGCACGGGACCCUCAGCCCCCCACAUCCAGCAAAAACGCACUGGUUGACCCUGGAAUUGGUGUGUACAAGAUUAACGAGCUGGUGGACUGCAGAGACGUCAGCAUCGGUGCCUGGUUUGAGGCCUGCAUUGAAAAUGUGACACGCGCUCCCAAAGGACAGAUAACACCCACCAAGGGCAAGGUGGGUCGGCCCCCAAAAAGGACUAAUGGAAAGCUGGAGGCUGAGCAGGGACAGGCCCACGUCCAGGGCCAGACCACAGACAGUAACAGGAAUAAUGUUGCGUUAAACCCGGAGUAUAAUGGAGCCUCCACCUCUCAGACAGACUGUACAGCAGCUACAGAGACCAAGGAGAGAGAAGAGGAUGUAAUUUACCACAUUAAAUACGACGACUACCCAGAGAACGGGGUGGUGGAGAUGCGACCGGUGGAUGUGCGGCCGCGGGCCAGGACCCUGCUGCGGUGGGACCAGCUGCAGGUGGGCAUGCAUGUGAUGGUCAACUACAAUAUGGAGACACCAGAUGAGAGGGGCUUCUGGUUUGACGCAGAGGUUCAGACCGUCAAUCAAAUGUCCCGCACCAACAAGGAGCUCCGAGUCAAGAUCCUCCUGGGGGGUCCAGGAGACAUGAUCGGGGACUGUAAGGUUCAGUUUCUGGAUGAAAUCUACCAGGUGGAGAGGCCAGGAGCUUGUGCGCUCUCGGCUGCAGACGGACAGUUCAAACGGAAGAGCGGCCCCGAGUGCAAGCACUGCAAGGCGGACCCCGACGCCGAGUGCCGCUUCUGCUCCUGCUGCGUGUGCGGUGGCAAGCAGGAUGCUCACAUGCAGCUGCUGUGCGAUGAGUGCAACAUGGCGUUUCACAUCUACUGCCUCAACCCGCCGCUGGCCACCAUCCCAGAUGACGAGGACUGGUACUGUCCCACCUGUAAGAACGACACCAGUGAGGUUGUGAAGGCUGGAGAGAAGCUCAAAGCCAGCAAGAAGAAAGCCAAGAUGCCUUCGGCAACAACCGAGAGUCAAAGAGACUGGGGAAAGGGUAUGGCCUGUGUGGGGCGUACUAAAGAGUGCACCAUCGUCCCUUCCAACCAUUAUGGACCCAUUCCCGGCGUUCCUGUCGGGACCACCUGGAAGUUCCGAGUGCAGGUGAGCGAGGCAGGUGUGCACAGGCCACAUGUGGGUGGUAUCCAUGGGCGCAGUAACGAUGGCUCUUAUUCGCUGGUUUUGGCCGGGGGCUUCGAGGAUGAAGUGGACCGGGGAGACGAGUUUACCUACACAGGCAGCGGGGGUCGUGACCUCUCGGGAAACAAGCGGAUCGGAGAGCACUCUUUUGACCAGACCCUGACACACAUGAACAGGGCACUGGCCUUGAACUGCGAUGCCCCACUGAAUGACAAAGACGGCGCCGAGUCCAGGAACUGGCGUGCAGGUAAGCCGGUGAGAGUGGUGCGCAGUUCCAAAGGCAGGCGCAUCAGCAAAUACGCCCCCGAGGAGGGGAACCGCUACGAUGGCAUUUACAAGGUGGUAAAGUACUGGCCAGAGAUUGGGAAGUGUGGCUACUUGGUGUGGAGGUACCUGCUGAGGAGAGACGAUCUGGAACCGGCACCGUGGACACCUGAAGGACUGGAGAGGAUAAAUAAACUGGGACUUCUUGUUCAGUACCCACCAGGCUACCUGGCCGCCAUGGCCAAUAAAACCAAGAAAGAGGCCUGUGCCAGACCUGGACGAGGAGGCCGGAGUAAGCACUACCCAGGCAGAGGAAGGCCGCGGCGACAGCGCAAGAUCAAGCAGAAGGAGGAGAAUAACAACGAGGAGGACAACAAGCAGCCGGUGGCCAGCGUGGAAGAGGACGGGCCUCAAAGUAAUGGCGAGAAGAAGACAAGCGGAGAUAGUGGAGCAUCGCCAGCAGCAGAGCCUCCGUCGAAACGCGUUAAGAUAGAGGAGACCUUCCACCUGUCGGAGCAGCAGCAGCAGUUAAUCAGAGAGGACACAGCCAACAAGAAACUCUGGGAUGAAGCCAUGGAGAAUCUCAAAGAAGGACCGAAUUUCCUGCGUAAGAUGGAGCAGAUCUUCAUGUGCGUGUGCUGCCAGGAGCUGGCCUUCCAGCCCAUCACCACUGUCUGCUCGCACAACGUGUGCAAGACUUGCCUCCAGCGGUCGUUCCGGGCAAAGGUGUACACCUGCCCCGCCUGCCGCCACGACUUGGGCAAGGACUACGUCAUGACCCAGAACAAGACGCUCCAGAUGCUGCUCGACCAGUUCUUUCCCGGCUACAGCAAGGGUCGAUGAGGCUGAGGUCCCAUUUCUAACUAGACUAGAACCUACACGUACACACGUAUACGUCAAGUAGAGUUAAAAUGCAUUGCGCACACAUACUGUACUUACCCAUGGGCAAAUGUAUAUUGCAUAUGCAGCCAUUUAUGUAUACAAUCAUUCAUACACAAACAACCUCAGUAGGGACUGACCUCAUCUGUUGAACGUGGACCGUCUCCAUUAACAUCACCAGCCUGAAAUUCAAUCAAGGAUAUUUUUAACCUUCCCCCACUUCUGCCACACAAACGCACAUUAAUACAAACGCACAAAAGGAGCCCGACUCAUACGUUCGCUCGCUCUCUCUCUCUCGAGACUAGCUCAAGCUCCCGUUUCCCCGUUUGCCACUGACUUCACCCGUUGACGCAGCACAUUGUUGGCGUUCACAUUUCUCCCCAGCAAUACCAACGAGUCGGCCGUAAGAUGCCUGCCAACCUGUAUGCAUUUUGUGUACCAUGUCUGCAGUUUUACAGCAAAACGCGGAGCGAGGCCGAGAUCCCGUGGCUCACAGCAGUCUGUUUACGCAGUAUGAGUCUCAUCCAGCUAAGAGAUGGUCACACGUUUGGCCCCGGUGAGUCGCACUCCGAAAGAUUUUACACGUAGUUCUAUAUCAAAUGAAGCACAAGGUGUUUCAUGCCCUUGAAGCACUUUAUUAUUUGACCUGUGCAGCAUGUAGAUAAUUGUUUUGUAGGUUAAUCAGCAGGGUUGUCCAGCAUCCUGCCAGCUGCUCAUGUCACUUGGAGAAAUGCUAUCGAUAUGUUUGGAGCUAAUGAGAAUAGCAAAUGUGUCGUUGGGUGAAAUUCAGCGCGUUUGCAAAGGUUUGCAGCUGUUGCCAGUUAACAUACGUAGCAUAACGGGCAGCGACGGCGCAAACGUCUCUUUAAAUUUCAAGUCAAGUGUGGAAAGGGUGUUUAAAAAUACCAAAGACCAGAAGCUGUGACGCUCGAGGGGAAUGAUUUGGUCAGAAAUCUGCUUUAAGAGACAAUUUCUGGUGGGAGGAUUUCAUAUAAAAUGCAAUAUACAGUAUAACUGUAAACGUAUAGUACCAAACAGGACGUCUAGAUACAAAAAAAAAUGGUUAAACAAAGUUCUAACAUUCAUGUUCCCUCGUUGGUGGUUCCACGUUUUCAGUCGGAUAAUAACCAAGUGAGCUCACGCGUUACACACUUCCUUCAUUCCUCUUUGUCUUCCAGAAAAUCAUAGUAAUGAUAUAAUGGAAAUGAAAGAUUUCUAUGCGCCGCUCGUUAGCACUUGAAAAGUGUGAGGUGUUCAUUUCAGUGACUCCUGAAAGGGCACGCCGUGGUCGUCCCUGGUGUUACCAGGCAACCGCAAUCAAGCAGGACUUCACACAAAGAUACUUAGCAUAUAAUGUGCUCAGCAGAUAUUCAUCUGCUAUUGUUCACCAUGUGCGUACGCAGUGUAAAUCGGAGCUGGAGAGCGCGGAGCAUUAUCUGCGUCUCCUUUAUUUUAGAGCGGUGUGAUCGAUGAUUGCACAGCCACGACGAUGCCAGUUUGUCUUUGUUGGAAUAUGUAGAUAUGGUUGUUUCAGUUUUCUGUGGUUGACACUGAUGUGCAUAGCCUAUGAUUUUCACAGUAUACAGCACUGACUAUAAAAAAAGUACUUAAUUUUACCCUAAGUUGUUCACUUAUUUUCAUUAAACAGAAAUUCCAGUUUUAAAACGACAGUUUGAGACUAUUUAAUUUAUGACUGCAUGUGUUUGGUUCACAUUAAAAAUUAAGAACCUUUUUCUUAAAUGGGAAAAUGGGUAAAAUCCUACUGAAACCAGCAAGCGGCCUGGGUAGUAUUGCAUUUCUCAUCCAGUCGUGAGCAGCUAGGAGGGAUUUGCAUAUAUCGUGUUGAUAUGGUAAUUCAAAAUGUCCAAGGUUGGCAGGUAUGAUGAGAACUUAACAUCCCGUGGAGAGCGCACAGCGGCAGAGACUCUGCGCUAGUCUGUGAUUGGACAGAUGUCACCUGGACAGAUGUUGGUGUUUAAGGAAAAUGUAGCCCUUCGUGCACUGACGCCACCGUACCGACCUGUAACAGCCGUCGAGGCGAAGCCAUGUUUUGUGUCCCGUAGUCGAUUCAGAGGCGGCCGCUGUCUGUCAGACCUCCGUGCUGUCGCCGACACUUCGUCCACUUUCAUUGACAGGCUGUUCGUUUGUGGUGAUGUCCUUGUUUCUGUUCAAUCAUUCAGGAGUUGUUUUGUUUUUAUCUACAACAUGCAAGUACAAAAGCUACUAUGGUCUUUAAAGCUAGUGAUGUGCAUUACUUCCACUGUUGCUCAAAGAUUUUCUUCCGCGUUGACUGGCAAAGCUAAUAAACCCUCCUUUCUUUCUCUUCUGUGACCUUUGACCUCUGCGCCUCCUCUUUUCGCUGUCUUCUGCCCUCCGUGAACCUACAGUACUAACAACUUUUAGACGUCUCGUGGACGCUUGGCUUCAGUGCUGUGUUGUUUUUUUAUUUUUACUGCACGCUAUUAAAGAAAAAAAAAGUUUGAAGAGUCACAUUAAGUUUCCUAGAAUGCUUACUAUGAUCUAUGUCUAUGCCAUUUUCUACAGUUUUAGUUGCUUCUCUUCUACUUUAACCAUUAGUCAUUUUUAUGUGACGUCAAACAUUUGCAACCUUCGCCAGUCCGAGGAGUUUCUUUGCUUCAUAUUGUGAUCUGAAAUUUUAUACAUGUCAUAAUAAUACUUGAUAUGUACCUAUUAAAUAUUUGGAUUCCAAAAAA
Betta splendens (Siamese fighting fish) is the source of this 5644-nucleotide messenger RNA. RefSeq names its product E3 ubiquitin-protein ligase UHRF2-like. The transcript has 16 exons. The record is from RefSeq and is a predicted model, not a curated record. Bases 144 to 2894 code for a protein of 916 amino acids. Gene Ontology annotation, biological process: protein ubiquitination; negative regulation of gene expression via chromosomal CpG island methylation. NCBI's taxonomy places the organism in Eukaryota, Metazoa, Chordata, Actinopteri, Anabantiformes, Osphronemidae. Gene Ontology annotation, molecular function: ubiquitin protein ligase activity; protein binding.